Molecule: messenger RNA, 2969 nt
Organism: Dermatophagoides farinae (American house dust mite)
Lineage: Eukaryota; Metazoa; Arthropoda; Arachnida; Sarcoptiformes; Pyroglyphidae
Source: RefSeq, a predicted model, not a curated record
GUUUUUUUCCAUUGAAAAAAUGUCAACGUUGUUGUUGUUAUUUUCGUCAACAGUCUUCAUUGUUAUCACCAUCAUAUCGUAUCGGUAGCCAUUGUGUUACAUUCAAUAAGAAUGGUCGUUGUGUUGAAUCAAAAAUUAUUUGGAAAACACAGCAACAACAACAACAACAACAACAUUCAUCUAUUGAAUGUUGUAAUAAUGAUGAUGAUGAUGAUGAUGAUGAUUUAUUAUUUGAUUCAAUCGAAUUAUCGAAACGUAUGCAGAGGCAACAACAACAACAGAAACAAGAGCGACAAAUAGAAAUUUCAAAAAAAUCAACUGAAUCGACAGAUUUAAUCGACUAUGAAAUGUAUGAAAGACGACAUCAACAACAGAGACGACGUUAUCAAUAUUCAAUGGAUUUUAUCUUUUCAUUUACAUCCAUUGCAAAUAUUUUCAUUGAAUUGAUUCAAGAUUUUUAUCGAAAAAUUCAUGAAAAUCAAAUACUGAAUUGUUGUAAAGAAGUAAAUAAGAAUUUUGAUCAACAACCAUUAUCAACAACAAUGGGUAUAAUGGUUGCAACGGAUGAAAGGUCAAUAUUUGCUAAAUAUUUAAAUGUUUUAUGCUCAAAAUUGGCCAAUAUGUUGAGUCAUGAAGAAAAAUUGAUCAAAGUGAAUGCACCGGCAUUUGUAUUUGGUAAUAUCGAUGGAAAUCUAGAUCGAUUGAUGCGAAUGAAUAAAUUAUUUUUUCAAAGUUUUCCAAUCCUUGUUGAAAAUCUGAUAUUUUUAGGUAAUUAUUCUGGUACUAAAUAUGGUUUUGGUAUAGAAUGUUUAGUCUAUCUAUUUUCCAUGAAACUUGUUCAACCGAAUAAAGUACAUUUAUUACGUGGCCAGAAUGAAUGUCUAGUAUUAUCGAAUACGAACAACAAAAACAAAUCAUCAUCAUCACGGUCAAAGAAAAAACUAAUUGGUAUGAAUGAAACAACGAUAAUGCAACAACCAUUGUGGAAUGAAUGUUAUCAAAAAUAUGGCAAACAAUAUGGACAAAUUAUUGGUGAAACAUUGGCAAAAAUAUUUGCUUUACUACCAAUAAUCAUUAUUGUCGAUGAGAAUAUUGCAUGUGUACAUUCAGGUAUACCAUUAUCAUCAACAACAACUAGUAAUAAGAAUCUGGAACAACAUUUUUAUUCAUCAUCAUCAUCAUCAUCAUCGAAACGACAACAUAACAUUAACAACGACAUUCCUGUUACCAAACGUGAUGAUGAUGAUGAUGAUUAUAUGGAUCAGAUAACUAAACAGAUCCUCACACGAUAUCCAGAUGAUGAUGAUGAUGAUGAUGUAAAUUCAACGAUCCAAAGAUACAAGAAAAUUGUUUCAAGGCCAAAAUCAACAUCAACAACAGUAACCGAAAUGGCUACUGACAAUAGAUCAUUGUUGAAAUUGAAUAAAGUUUCCACUAAAAUUGUAGUACAACAACCAUUACCAAUGAAAAAAGAUGUGUUGAUGGUGAAAUUACCACCACCAACAUCAUCAACAUUGGAUAAACAAAUAAAAAUAAAUGAUCCAAAAUUUCAUUAUACGAAAAGCUGUUCCGGAUUUAUGACAACAAUAAUGUUGGCCGAAAAAAGUUGCAUUAUGGAAAAGAUUUGCUUGAAACAACAAUCACCAUCAACAACAACAUUAUCAUCAAGAAUUCUUAGUUCUUCAUCAAUAAAAUCUAAUUCAUCGAUUAUAAGCUUAUGUGAUGCUAAAAGUCAACAACAAUCAUCAACAAUGAAACAAGAGGAAAAAUCAUCAUCAUCGUCAUCAUCAUUGAAUUAUCAUCAUCAUAUAUCAAUGGCAAACAUUAAUUUUAAGAUUAUCAAAGAUAAUCAGAUGUUAACAUUCCUGACUAAAUAUGAUCAUAAACGACAAAGACGACAAAAAUUACCACCGAAAAGUAAAGAUGAAAAAUCUGGCAAUAAGAAUAAUCAGACAAAAAUCAAUCAUCAUCAAAAUUGUUGGUUUGGUCGUGAUGAAUUUGAAAAUUUUUUAGCCAUUAAUAAUCUUGAAUUUGUUAUUCGAUCAAACGGCAACGGUACGGAACAAAAUAUUGAUGAUGACAAUGUUAAUGUUGGUCAUCGAGGAUUUCGUACAAAUUUUGAUAAUAAAUGUCUAACGAUUACUACCGAUCAAAUAUCAUCAUCAUCAGUUAAUCAACAGAAUGAUGAUCAUCAUAAUACAUCCAUUGUAUUUAUUGAUUCAAGUGAUCGUCGUAUACGUUUCAUAAGAUUUUAAUAUAAUUUAGAACAAAUUAUAAACAUCAUCAACCUACACAUGUUGUGUCCAACUUUGUAAAUUGUGAUAUAAUAUACUUGACCAUCAUCAUCAUCAUCAUUGACAUUAGAAGAAUUUCUUAUUUGUCAAAUCAUUUGAGAGAGAAAUAAAACAUUACUCAUUCACAGUUUUUUUUUACUUAUGAAUGAUGCUAACCUCUUCUUGAUGAUGACUGGCAUAACGAUGAUGAUGAUGAUGAUGAUUAAAAUAAAAACCAUUGGGAUAUAGAAAAUGAUGGUGACCUUCAAUAAAUGCUGCUAGACGCUAAUGUAUUAUGUGUGAUGUCUGUGUUUGUAUCCAUAGGAUUUUAUGAUAUUUUCUAUACCAUUAUAUUCAUUGCCGCCCUACAUUGCCAAAAAAAAAGCUUUUUGAUGAUAGUUGAUGAAAUCAUCAACAACAACACACACAAACAACUGACUAACGAUGUGAUUACUUUUACUCUUACUUACUCUUAAAUAUUUAUACUUUUACCAUGUAAAAGAAAAAAAAAUAUUGAAAAUCAUCGUCUGUAUUGUUGUUAUAUGCUAUGGUUGUUGUCGCCGUCGUCGUCGUCGUCUAUAAUGCUCAAAAUGUUGAUCUCUUUUUUUGUUGUUGUUGUUGCUCAUCAUGAAAAAAUCAUAACAAAUCAUUCUGAUCGUUUUAAUAAUCGAUAAAUAAAUCAUAGAUAAUAUUGUG